Molecule: messenger RNA, 2538 nt
Organism: Vanessa tameamea
Lineage: Eukaryota; Metazoa; Arthropoda; Insecta; Lepidoptera; Nymphalidae
Exons: 2
Coding region: 85-2166 (693 amino acids)
Source: RefSeq, a predicted model, not a curated record
UGCGCGCGCAGGUCAAACGAGUUGCGUCCGCGCACGGUUUGUGUUGUGUGUGAAUAUGCAGUGAGUGAGGACAGCUCAGGCGAUAUGAGGCUGUCACUUCACAUCGCGGUGGUCCUGUUCGCGGUGUACCAAACCUGCAGAGCGGACCGACUAUACCGUGCUAUCCCAAGCAAUCCAAAUCAAAACUAUGCUGUCCUAGGUUCACCUAUAUCGGCGGAUUUAAAUGAGGAUGGAUACUUUUACCCUAAACCGAAAAUACCAUUCCCGCCACCACCACCAGUAACCAGACCGCCACCACCACCACCAACAAGACCACCACCUCCGCCACCUCCAUCAACAACUCGGCCACCACCUCCGCCACCUCCACCUCCUACAAGGCCACCUCCACCACCACCAACUCGGCCACCUACUACGGAGAACGGAUAUGUGUAUGAAAAGCCUCGUAUACCUUUCCCACCUCCGCCAAAAUCAACACUUCCACCGCCACCACCACCCCCACCUACAACUAGACGUCCACCCCCUCCUCCUCCACCGACUACUAGACCUCCUCCACCACCACCUCCUCCUACUACUAGACCUCCACCACCACCAACGACUAGACCACCCCCACCACCACCCACUAGACCUCCACCGCCAACAAGUGGAUACUAUUACAGCACUCCGAGAGUGCCAUUCCCUCCUUCAACAAGACCACCACCACCGCCUACUCCAAGAACAAGACCGCCUCCUCCACCUACUCAGCCACCUACGUAUUUACCACCUACGACGAGACGGCCACCUCCAAAGCAACCAUCAACUUACUUGCCACCGACUACAAGGACGCCCCCACCUCCUCCACCACCGACAACUAGACCUCCACCACCUCCUCCACCUCCAACAACUAGACCACCACCACCUCCUCCCCCCCCAACGACAAAACCUCCACCGCCUCCUCCACCGCCAACAACCAGACGGCCACCAACAACUACGACUAGGGCACCAACAUACAGUACGAUAUUAGACAACUUCAGAACAACUGGCUAUGAAUAUCCAACUCCUAAAGUUCCGUUUACAUUUCCAACCAGACCCCCACCUCCGACUACGCAGAAAACUAUAACAUAUUUGCCACCAACACGGCCCCCAACAAGACCACCACCCCCACCCACUCGUCCAGCAACUUAUUUACCGCCGCCGACGACGAGAAGACCUCCGCCUCCUACACAACCUCCAACAAGGCCACCACCUCCACCCACUCGUCCAGCAACUUAUUUACCGCCGCCGACGACGAGAAGACCUCCGCCUCCUACACAACCUCCAACAAGGCCACCACCUCCACCCACUCGUCCAGCAACUUAUUUACCACCGCCGACGACGAGAAGACCUCCGCCUCCUACACAACCUCCAACAAGGCCACCACCUCCACCCACUCGUCCAGCAACUUAUUUACCACCACCUACUACGAGAAGAACUCCGCCACCUACCCAACCUCCAACAACACGACCGCCGCCACCAACGCGUCCGUCAACAUACUUACCACCUCCAACCACGAGAAGGAUUCCUCCCACACGACCAACGACACGACCACCGCCACCCACAACUACUAGACCGCCAACAUACUCGACAAUAAUACCUGAAUUUAGAACUACUGGAUACGAUUACCCAACUCCAAAGAUACCGUUUACCGUACCAACGAGACCACCUACAAUUCGCACGCCACCUGUUUACAUUCCUCCAUCAACUACAAGAGCUCCUCCUGUGUAUUUACCACCUUCUACCACUCGAGCUCCACCUGUGUAUAUACCGCCUUCAACAACUCGAGCUCCACCAGUUUAUAUUCCACCAUCAACAACAAGGGCUCCUCCCGUGUAUAUACCGCCUUCUACAACUCGAGCUCCUUCAGUUUACAUACCUCCAUCAACUACACGAGCUCCUCCUGUAUAUUUACCACCUUCUACUACACGAGCUCCUCCAGUUUACAUCCCACCCUCAACUACAAGGGCCCCUCCUAUAUACGUGCCACCUUCUACGACCCGAGCGCCACCAGUUUAUAUUCCCCCUUCGACUACAAGGGCUCCUCCAGUGUACAUACCGCCUUCUACUACGAGGGUUCCAUACACGACACGGCCGCCAUUCGUGCCCGACCAAGGAUACUUCUACGAGAAACCUUCAGUACCUUUUGUGUUCUAACCUAGUGUAAAAAUGUUAUUAAGAUGCCAUAACUAUUAAAUAUUAUUAUUGUGAUACCAAACUGAGUGCUGAGCGCAACAUAUUGAUUGUUGUUGUUGUUUUCAUGUACGUUAAUGUUGAUGUAUUGAUUUGUUAAAUCUAAUACUAAAGUUAAAAGGGAUAUUGUUGCGAAAUUUAUUUAAACCAAUGUUGCACUCUUGCUUUGUAAAUGUACAAAAUAUUUCAUUAAUCUAUUGAUGUGUUUAUGUAUAAAAUAUAUAUAAAUAAUAAUUAUUAUAAUACUCAAAAGUCUCGAAUGCGAAAUCGCCACUGCCUUAAUCUAUUUUUAAGAUUGUAAAAUUAUAUUUUUUAAAUAAAAAUAAAUUUAAUAAU